UCCAUUCAUAAUCUUCUUCCUCGUCUUGAAACUGCUGAGGCUGCUUGGAAAUUUUUGGCGGAUCGCUAUAAUUGCACUAAUGAUUCAAGCUUGGAGUUCCACAUUGAAUCAAAACUCUAUCAAAUGCGCCAAGAGACAGGUCAGUCCAUUUCUGAUUUUUAUUCUCAGACUUCUACUAUGUGGGAACAACUCUCUGCUGCAGAUCCUCCACUGGUGUGCUCUAAGGACAUUGAGCUGUUUGUCAAAUAUCGGGAUCGUCGUAGAUUUAUGCACUUCAUGAUGGGUUUACGUGAGGAUUUUGAGCCUACUAGGGCUUCUCUGCUUAGCCGGUCUCCUACUCCUUCUCUUGAUGCUGCAGUCAAGGAGCUCAUUUCUGAGGAGAACCGUCGACCUACUUAUCACAUGUCAUCAUCUGAUCAUGUAUUGGCUACACCCUCUCCACAGCCUCCCAUUGCUGCAUUCACUGCUCCUCCACGAAUAAACUCUGGGCAUCCCAAUUCUCAGUCUUCCAAAGGCACUCGCUGCAAGUUUUGCCGUGCCAAAGGCCAUGACAUCUCUGUUUGUCACAAGCUGCAGAAAUUUGUGCAAGAGCAUAAUAAAGCUUCUCUUCCUCGGGCAGCUGCUGUAUGUCCUUCAGAUCCAUCGGUUCCUACAGGUCCAUCUUUGACUUCCUCACUUACUACGGCUGAUAUUGAGGCAGUUGUUCAACAGGUUUUAUCCCGUACUUCCACUGCCCUUUCUGUCACCUCAGGAUCCCCGGACGGGUCAAGUGCUUGGGACAGGCCUUAAAGUUGGUCGCAUGUUUGAGGUUCAUGACUUGAAGAUUCCUUCACAAGUCGUU
Quercus lobata is the source of this 841-nucleotide messenger RNA. RefSeq lists its product as uncharacterized. The record is from RefSeq and is a predicted model, not a curated record. NCBI's taxonomy places the organism in Eukaryota, Viridiplantae, Streptophyta, Magnoliopsida, Fagales, Fagaceae. The coding region runs from base 124 to 789 and encodes 221 amino acids. The transcript has 2 exons.